Molecule: messenger RNA, 1515 nt
Organism: Penicillium argentinense
Lineage: Eukaryota; Fungi; Ascomycota; Eurotiomycetes; Eurotiales; Aspergillaceae
Exons: 1
Coding region: 1-1515 (504 amino acids)
Biological process (GO): RNA 3'-end processing
Cellular component (GO): nucleolus; TRAMP complex
Molecular function (GO): mRNA binding; poly(A) RNA polymerase activity
Source: RefSeq, a predicted model, not a curated record
AUGCGGCUGCCUGCCCUUCGAUCGCGCCUUGCUCUUCCUCCCCGGCAGCCCCGUGCUGCUCAUCCGGCCCAAGAUGUCGAUGUCUUUGCGAACAACCUCCGGAAAACCCUAGACGCCCACCGAACCUCGAAUCGAGCUCGUCUCGUCCGCAGAGUAUACCCCCGUGCACCGCCCGCAGGGUUUUGGCGGCUGGAAAUUCCUCCAGAAAGUCGCGCCGGCUACCAGCCACCAACGCCACCCGUGUUGGCGCCCAAGGAUCUUGAGCCCAAAGAGGCUGUGAGCAGAAGACGUCGACGAACGCGCAACGGAGCACCGGAAGCUCAUUCAGAGGCCAAUUGCACCGAGUAUCCUUCAAUCCGGGAUUCUGGGUCUUCACACAAUGGCCAAACUGAAUAUUACCCAUGGUUGGGCUAUCUAGCACCAUCAGCUGUUCCUGGCGAUGCCGCUGCAUAUCUCGAUGCGGAGAUCCAUGCAUUGGAGCAGUACCUAGCUCCAACCUGCCAGGAGCAAAAUCGGAUAAACCAAUUGAAUGCCCAAAUUGCUUCUUUGUUGGGACCAGUCGUCCCUCACACACCGCAACUUAUUGGCUCGCGCCAAAUUGGCUUAGCUCUGACACAUUCGGACCUUGAUUUCUUUUUGCGUUUCGACGAUCUCCCGCGGGCUUCAGACCGACUUCGAAGGCCAAGUGCAACGCGCCCUCAGAUUCAAGAUGCGCACCUGCGUCUUCUCCACCGAGUGAAAUCCACAUUACAAUAUGGUCCUUUAUCUUGUGACCGGAUCAGACUUACUGGGAAACGCCAGCCUGUGCUCGAGGCUCGUCACCAACCAACGGGAUUGCUGUUACGGUUUCACUGCGGUGAAAGCACCCCAGCUAUCAUGGAGUACUUGAGAAAUUGCUUGGCCGAGUAUCCAUCUCUUCGUCCCUUGUACGUGGUAACACGAACUUUACUUGAAGCCCGCAGCCUCUUUGGCUCUGCGCAAUCGAGCAUCAGACCCGAUGCACUGGCUAUGCUUCUUGUAGCGUUUUUCAAGUUGAGCCAUGGUCGAUCCUCGAGACCUCGCAGUCUGAGCGAGCAGUUGCUGGCUUUUCUGCAUUUCUAUGGCACAACUAUUGAUCUUCAAUCGAUUGGAAUUGCAAUUGAGCCGCCGGGCUUUUUUGGUGCCGAGAAAGCGCAAAACACUGUCAUCGAAGAUAUCGGAUCUGCUUGCCGACGGGGCCGGCGAUCUCUCAUUAACGCUAAAAGGACCGCUGUUUCCAGAGGCAAUAUGGCCGCUGGUCAAAGAUUGUGCAUUCAAGAUCCAACCCAUUAUAUGAAUGACCUGGGACGUUCAUGUACACGGACGGCCGAAUUGCAAAUUGCCUUAGCCACUGCUCAUCAAAAGCUUCGUCAUACUUUGGAUAACUGGCAAGGCACAUAUAAAACCGAUUCCAUCCUUGCCUGUGCAUUGCAGGCGGAUUUCAAUGAACUUGAGAAGCUGCGCGAGCAGAUCACGUCAAGCAACCUGAUGCCUUAA